CAAAGUGGAUGAGAAUCAUGUGGUUGAAGGGAAGGUGUGGUCAGUCAGCCUCCUAUAAGAAUGACUGGUUGUGCUGUGUGGAGCUCAGAGAUCAACAGCCUCCAGACUGUGGUCACAGACCAUCAUUCAACAACCAUCCAGACUACCUGCUGAUCAGCUCCACCAGCCACACCUUUCUGGACCAGUAUCCAGCUCUCCAAGCCUCUUCCCAGUCAUGGCGUCUCCACGGUGGUCUACCUCCAUGCUGUUGCCUUCACUGAUCCUUCUUCUUUACUGGACGACCUCCUCUGCUUGGUCACAUGACUCCACCUCCACUGACCUGUUUCCACCACACAGGGUAAAAAGAGAGCUGCCUUUCCGUACCAGAGAGGAGGUCACAGCAUCUGUGCAAUUUUCAAAAGACACUUUGACUAUAAUCAAUGAAGUGAUUGGAAAGAAAAAUCCUGAAACAUUGUCAGGUGUGUUGAAGGGUAUCUCAGUAUUCACCAAAGUUUGUCUUCAAUUCAUACGUCUGGCAUCACCAAUUGCAAAUUUGGUCUUGGCCCUUGUCCCUCAAGAAAACCCUCUGAAGGAGCUGAGGGAAGGGUUUGCUGAGGUGAACAGGAAACUGGACUCUCUCUCCCUCCAGAUCUCCAACUUGGCAACAGAUGUAGAAUGGUUCAACUACGCCAGCGUCUAUUCUCAAGAUGAGGUCCGCAUCCUCAACGCCUGGAAGAAGUUUGACGAGUUCCGUGAAAACAGUGGGUUGGUAAACACUGCUGAAGACAAACUCCGACUGGCAGAGAUAUUCACCAACUACUAUGAGAACACAGCAGUUGAGGCCAGUGUGGCCAACCUCUACCAUUACCUGACAGUCAGCAGCACGUCUCUGAGUGGAAACCUCAACAACCUGCUGAAGAAGAAGUUUAAAUGUAGCAUUAGAGAGAUCGGUAAAUAUAACAUAUAUUUUAGCAGCUUGCUGGUGAAGGGAAUGUUCCUCAACCAGCUCUACUGGGAUCUGGUCGGUUUUAACCCAUCAGGCAAAGAAGCUGAACAAACCCAGAUGUUCAAGACCGUCUCCAAGGCUCAGAUAUCAGCUGUGAAGUUCUGCCUGGACAACUACAAGAAGUACAUGGAGAAGGAUGUGGAGGAGAUCGGAAAAGCAAUGAAUCCUGAUGACAAAACCGCCAUUGCUGCUCAGGUGAAGAAGGCUCUGGACAACAAGUACAACUGGUAUAACUGGGUGGUGCUGGUGUACAACACAGACCAGGAGCAAAAAUACAUCUAUAGAUAUAGUAUGACAAAUGUCCCUGUGGGUAAGAUCACUGUGGCUGUGGGCUACACUCAGAAAACAAACGAAGAAAGAAAAGAAGAAGUUAAGAAUCAGUUGAUUUCUUGUUACCAGGAGAGAUGGUCUGGUUGGGGUAGGACAGCUAGUGUAGAAAGGACACUGUGUGAGGAUAUUGAACAUAAAAAAGUGUGCAGUCAUGAGGUGGCUGGUGUUCCUGUCACAGAGUAUAUCAAAGUGAUGUACAGCAGCUAUUCAACUGUUAAUGACUUUGUUGUAGACCCAAAUGCCCUUCAGAGUUUCAAGUGUAAAUGGGGAAUUUUAAAUCCAUACAACAUCCACAUCUAUUACUCCAAAACCUUACCUGUCUGUGACCCUGAUCCCUGUCAGAACGGUGGAAAGUGUGAGAGGCUGCUGGACUCCAAUGAUCACCUGUGUAAGUGCCCAGAUCGUUACUAUGGAGACAGAUGUGAAAAUGAUGCUAAAAUCCGCAGGAGCCCAGUGGCCAAAUUAGAACAUCCUGUGCCUGAUAUCAGCACCCUUAACAUCAAACUGGACAAGAUUCUCAAGAGACUUGGUUUGACAUCUUCCAAUCACUAGCAGGAUUCUGCAGGAAAGACAACGUGAUGCAAACUCAGACACUGAGGAGAGAAUCAACAAGACAGAUGUGGAGUCACAGAAAGAAAGUUUAGAAUCAUCUGAAAACAUCAUCAUACAAAUCAUCAUACAUCAGUAACCAAUCACACAUCCAGGACAGUUUGAUCUGUUCUAACUUCAUUCAACCAGAACCAAAAACCUUUAGAUUGGACUGACUCAUCAUCAUCAUCAUCAUCAUCAUCAUCAUCAUCUCUAUGUGCUUCAUUUCUUUGCUCUUGUCUGUGAUUGUAAAAGAAGCAGAUGUCGUGUUAUUAAAAAUCAUCUCCAGCUUCA
Molecule: messenger RNA, 2197 nt
Organism: Lates calcarifer (barramundi perch)
Lineage: Eukaryota; Metazoa; Chordata; Actinopteri; Centropomidae
Exons: 2
Coding region: 215-1867 (550 amino acids)
Source: RefSeq, a predicted model, not a curated record